GCGACGCCGUCAUUCUUCACGCAAAAAAUGCCAAGCCAUUUGAUGAGCUUGUUAAUUUCUUCUACCAUCGCCGCUGUCGUCACAUUCAUUUUCGUUUGCAUAAGCCUUUUCACACAAGAAUGGGUGACAGUCACUGUCUCAGCGAGUAUCAUAUCAAUCAGUCAGUCGGCUGGAAUUUUCCCAUGGGGAUGCGUCACUUCGAAUACCUGCAAUCUCUUCUGGGAUAGUGCUGAUGGAUGGGACAUAAUGUUCUUCUUGGUGAUGUUGUUCGCUUGGGUAUUCCAAUUUUUUGCACUCAUUCCUGCAGCGAUGGCAGUUUGCAUACCGAGAUUCCGACCGAGGAAGCACUCAUAA
Messenger RNA from Ostertagia ostertagi, 354 nucleotides. The record is from the annotation of a GenBank genome assembly. Lineage: Eukaryota; Metazoa; Nematoda; Chromadorea; Rhabditida; Trichostrongylidae.